Molecule: messenger RNA, 1785 nt
Organism: Xylona heveae TC161
Lineage: Eukaryota; Fungi; Ascomycota; Xylonomycetes; Xylonales; Xylonaceae
Product: adenosine deaminase
Exons: 1
Coding region: 358-1539 (393 amino acids)
Biological process (GO): hypoxanthine salvage; adenine catabolic process; purine ribonucleoside monophosphate biosynthetic process
Cellular component (GO): nucleus; cytosol
Molecular function (GO): adenine deaminase activity
Source: RefSeq, a predicted model, not a curated record
GCUGUUGAAGAGCCCUUUCUCAUUAUCUUUUCAUGUAAUCUUAGAAGUGACCUUCCCGCUUUCUUUUAUAAAGCCCUGCUUGUUUGGAAUUUUCUCCUAUUGUCAUUUCCACCCAGGGUCAUCUGUUGUGCUUUGGCCUUAUAUCCCAAUUUCCUUUGACCCAGCUUUUUUGUUGAUAGCACUACCAGCGAGUUCGACUCAGCCUUUUCCAACCUGAAAACUUGGAGUAUUGUUGCUCUUCUCUAAUCAUACGCUUUAUACUGCCAAUCGACCUGUGUUGCAUUGGUAAUUUCCCUCCUUGGUAAAUAGUCAACGUCAACUGCGCACCUCAAGCGCCAAGAUUCUUAACUUUGGAACAUGUCCCAUCAUACUAUCCAAACUUUCCUGAGGGCUCUGCCCAAAUGCGAGCAUCAUUUGCAUAUCGAGGGUUCUCUAUCGCCAGAUCUGCUCUUCGACCUUGCCGCACGGAAUAAAAUUCAGCUGCCUUCAGCCAACGAUGACCCUGCAUUCGCAUCGCCUGAAACCCUACUGGAACGAUACGAACAUUUUUCUUCGUUGGACGAUUUCCUCCAUUAUUACUACAUUGGCAUGUCUGUCUUAUUGCACGAGUCGGAUUUUCAUGCCUUGGCGUAUGCCUACCUUCGUCGCGCGCAUCACGACGGUGUCAUGCAUGCAGAGAUGUUCUUCGACCCGCAGGCGCACACGGAGCGUGGUAUCGAUCUUGACACGGUUGUUCGAGGCUUGCGCGCCGGCUGCGCUGCCGCCGAAUCCGAGUUUGGUAUCUCGACACAAUUGAUUAUGUGCUUCCUGCGGCACCUGCCUGCGACAUCGGCCCACGAGACGCUCAAAGCUGCCAGGGCGGCCAUUGAGGAUGACGGCUCAAUUACGGGCAUCGGUCUCGAUUCCUCCGAGAAGCCAUUCCCUCCGCAGCUCUUUGAAAGUGUGUAUGCCGAAGCGCAAGGGUUGCAAGCAGCAGCCACCGCCGGAAUGGCGAGCAAUGGCUCGGGUAGACUCCGCCUCACCGCGCAUGCGGGCGAAGAGGCUGAUCCGUCUUAUAUCCGCCAAGCAGUUGAUCUUCUGGGCGUUGAGCGUAUCGAUCACGGAAUUAGACUCGCCGAGGACGAAUCACUGCUGAAGCGCAUCGCGGAAACAAAGACGAUGCUCACUGUAUGUCCGCUUUCCAACGUACGCCUUCAGUGCGUCAAGUCCGUAGCCGAGCUGCCUCUUCGAAAAUUUCUCGACGCCGGUGUGAGGUUCAGCUUGAACAGCGAUGACCCAGCUUACUUUGGUGGAUACAUUCUGGACAAUUAUUACGCUGUGCAGGAUGCGUUCAAACUGAGUGUGGAGGAGUGGGAGCGCGUGGCCACCGCUGGUAUUGAGGGAAGCUGGUGCAACCAGGCUCGGAAAGCCGAGAUGUUGGCGUGUUUGAAAGAAGUUAUUCGCGAAUAUAUCGCCGGCGAGGAAUUAAAACUUCCCGACCAGGAGCGCGUAGCACGCUUACAGAAGCAUGUUCGCGCCGUGAGCACUUUAUCGUCAUAGAUUUCACAUGUUUAUCCCAGCCAAAGUUCGUAGGAGAUACCCUCUCUUGAGAUUUAGAUCAGUUGUAUAAAAUUCAGAGCCUAUGAUUUCAAUUGUUUUCGGGAAGGAAUUAUACUGAGAUUUACUGAUACGGCAGUUAAGGUACAGUUGCAAGCCCUGCCCUGUCCGCCACAACAAGAAGAGGGAAUUCAGCGGAAGCUCAUUUGCAAAGAUGUGCCUGAUUUUUUUUUUUUUUUUUUUUUUUUU